UUAUACAGCCGUAAAUUACCUUACAAAUUCUGCACAGUGUUACACAUUAAAUAUGUCAAAGAACUAUACAACAAGUAGAACUCUCUUGUGUGAUGAGGUGAAAAAGGCCCAGGGUUCAAAGAGGACGGGUGAACCAACCAUUUUCUCCAAGAUUGUUGAUAAGUCUAUCCCAGCAGAUAUCAUAUACGAAGAUGAACUGUGCCUGGCUUUCCGAGAUGUUUCACCACAAGCCCCUGUCCACUUUUUAGUGAUACCAAAGUCCCCAAUUCCCGGAAUCAGUGAUGUACACCAACAGGAUAAAGAGGUCAGAUAA
Saccostrea cuccullata (small rock oyster) is the source of this 313-nucleotide messenger RNA. RefSeq names its product adenosine 5'-monophosphoramidase HINT2-like. The record is from RefSeq and is a predicted model, not a curated record. The transcript is spliced from 3 exons. Gene Ontology annotation, cellular component: cytoplasm; mitochondrion. Gene Ontology annotation, molecular function: hydrolase activity. Bases 53 to 313 code for a protein of 86 amino acids. NCBI's taxonomy places the organism in Eukaryota, Metazoa, Mollusca, Bivalvia, Ostreida, Ostreidae.